This is a messenger RNA of Chironomus riparius, 888 nucleotides long. The record is from the annotation of a GenBank genome assembly. Lineage: Eukaryota; Metazoa; Arthropoda; Insecta; Diptera; Chironomidae.
CUUGACAUUUCACUUGAUUAUGUCUAUAAGCGAUAACAUAGUAAUCUAUUAUAUUUCAUAAAAAUAAAUAAACGUCACGCAAAUUUCUCUUCUUAUUUUUUCGGAUAUUUAUUUAAUACUUAGUGUAUCAAAAGGAUUGGAACUUUGCAGACAUGAAUUUCUCACUGUAUCAUCACCGAAAAUUAUCAGAUAUUAUAUCAAUUCCAAAAGGACUUCCAGAACUUAUGGCUGAUAUCACAAAACAAGUAAUUAAAUAUCAACCGCAAAAUUUGGAAGAAUUUUUGGCUGAAUAUUUAGAUGCACUCGUUCAGACUCGGGAAUUCUUACAUAUUGCAGAAACUACUGUUGACGAUGUAUUGAUCAAUAGCUUACAAAUAAAGGAAUUGAUGAGAAAAACUAAUAUGAGUCUGGAGCAGGCAAAUCAGUGCUGUACAGUAAUUAGAAGUGAGUUUUCAAAACAUUUAUCGCUAAUUCAAAAUACUAAGUCCAUGAAAGAAUUUGAUGUCGUUAAACGACUGAUUUAUGAAUGUAAUUUGAGUAUUGCACAAGCUAGAAAAGUUUCAAAAAUUAUUGAAAUUUCCUGGCACUUUUUCUAUCAUCAAAACAAAACAUCCUUGCUUAAUAACAAUUUACAUGAAUUAAGGCUGAAAAAAGAAGCUAAUGAUAUCACCAUUAAAAUUCAAAGUCCAAGUAGUGUAGAGGCGGAAGAAGCAACAAUAAAAAUACAAUCUUGGUUCAGACGACUAAAGAUUAAGGAAAAGGAAAGAGAACAAUUUAAAUUGAUGCAAAAAUCUGCCACAAUAAUUCAGGCACUUUCUCGUGGUUAUAUUCAGCGAAAAAAAAAUUAGUAUGCCAAAAAAAUAAAGUGACAAUAUUGUAUAAAAAAAA